This is a messenger RNA of Leptonychotes weddellii (Weddell seal), 2015 nucleotides long. The record is from RefSeq and is a predicted model, not a curated record. Lineage: Eukaryota; Metazoa; Chordata; Mammalia; Carnivora; Phocidae.
AUGAAGAGAUUGCUGAAGCACCAUUGUGUGAGGAAGCCAUCAGACCUGGUCAACAUUAAUGUGAGCGGCCUGAAGUUCUCCAAGGCUAAGGAAAAGGACUUCAAGCAUUUUCAUUCGGUGAUUUACAUCAAUGCCUCAGAAAACCUGCUUCCUCUAGAGGCAUUUCAUACAUUUCCAACCUUAAAGGAACUGGAGCUUGCAUUUAAUGGAAUCAAAACAGUCUACGUGAAAUAUGGAGACUUUAAGUUCUUGGAAUUCCUGGACCUUUCCUUCAACAGCCUGACUGCAGAGGCCAUUUGUGAUCUGGGGAUUCUGCCACACCUCCGUGUCCUGCUCCUCACAGGCAAUGGGCUCACCUCCCUGCCACCCAAUUUGGCUGUCACAGAACAAGGUUGUGUUCUCAUCUUACCCUGGAUUUUCAACCUCAGAGGCAACCAAGGUAUGUGCACUUCCUCCCAUUUCGAGAUUCUUCCCGUGAAGUCACUGAAGGCCAGGAACCAGACGCUGGCCCCGCCCUUUCCAGAGCUGAGGUACCUUAGCCUGGCCUACAACAAGAUCGCAAAGGAAGAUGCCAUCCUGCCAGUAGCUCUUUUCCCGUCGCUCUGCGAGCUCAUCUUUCAUAACAACCCUCUGGUGGCCCAUACACGAGGGGUCCCUCCACUGCUGAAAAGCUUCCUCCAGGAGCGGCUGGGGAUCCACUUGAUUCGCAAGAAGAUAGUAAAGGCCAAGCAUCAUAUUUUGAUGCCUUGGAAGGACUCGAGGAAGGUGAAAACCCAAGUCCCAAAGGUGCCAAAGCAGCCUCUGAUUCUCCAUCACCUCCCUAUGACCACGGUCCAGUCUCCCUCAAAGGAGAUCCCAGAGUCUGAGGCAGAGCCGACUAAAGAGCUCUCCGCUGCCAGAAGCAGUAUUCUGGAGUCACAGAUACCUAUCGAGGGCGUGGAGGGCCUUUCCCUGUCCCACCGGACCUUCGUGCCCCUGCCUCCCAUCUGCUCUGAUUCCACCGUGUACAGUGAAGAGACCAUGUCCCACCGCAGCAACAGACCUGGCCACGUCAACCCGCAGCACCUGUCAGACGAGGACACCAGGAGCAUGGAGUCCAUAUUCUUGACCCAGGUGGCUGAGCUGCCUUCCUCCAUCCUCCAGAGGGAUGAUUCAUCCAUGAGGGAGGAAGAGCAAAGACCACCCCGCACAGCUCCCAGAGAGGUAAAGAGGGCUUGGAGGAAGCUCCCGACUGCCUCCCUCCCCAGCAAGUACCAUGGCUAUGAGGAGCUGCUGACAGCCAAGCCUGAUCCAGCCUUUAUUGAGCCAAAGGGAAUCCAGAAGAACGCGCAGGCCCUGCAGCGCAUGCUGAAGUGCCCCCUGCGGGGCCGCUCUUCCAAGCCCAGGCUGGACGCGCUUCAGAAACACUACGUCCCCAAGGAGAAACGGGCCCAGAGGAUCCCCGUUCCACCGCCACGGAAGACUAGAGCCCAGCUGCUGGAUGACCUCCUCGUUCGCAUGCGGGAUCCCCAGAACAUUACAGAGGCUCCACUAGGAGCUGUCCUGCACCAGCGGACUGAGCGGCGGCUGGUGAACCAGAAGCAAUACUUGGAGGCCAAGCGGCUGCUGAAGGAGUUCCAGGCCCGCUACCGGCAGCUGGUGCGCUGCUCGCUGCGGACGGUGUUCAGGGCCACAGCGCCGCCCCCGGGCCGCCCAGCGCUGAGCGAGGGCCAGCCUAGGUUUGGCCGCUUCCUCGAGUUCAUGGAUGAGUUCUGCCAGGGGCCCAUGGCCAGCGACUCGAAAAGCUAAGGGCUGUGCACAGGGCCAUGCGCACUGCCCCGCCUGUGCCCAACGCCCUCCCAGGGCUCCGUGCCCUGGACCGCGCCUUGGGGCCAGGUGGGCCAGGUGCAGGCCUCAGACCUUGGCUUGGCCUUGCCUGCUGGCCACAGAGAGUGGGGAACUGGUCAGGAUCUCCCCUCCCCAGGCUGGGCAGGACCCAGCACCUGGCCCAGCAGCAAUAAAGAGUAGGUGCAUAG